Messenger RNA from Pocillopora meandrina, 2311 nucleotides. The record is from the annotation of a GenBank genome assembly. NCBI's taxonomy places the organism in Eukaryota, Metazoa, Cnidaria, Anthozoa, Scleractinia, Pocilloporidae.
AUGGGAUCGCCUGGAAAAGGUGGAAAGCAAGGCAUCAUGGGCCCUCGGGGGCACAAAGGAGAGCCAGGGAAGAAAGGACAGACAGGGGCCCCAGGGGUGACUGGUAGACCCGGAAUGAAAGGAGACCCUGGAGAAUCUAUUUCAUCUCCUGUGGUUGGUAUUUCGCCUUCAACGCUGAGGGUAAACGAAAACGAGGCAGCCUCGUUGCAAUGUUCAGCGAGUGGAAAUCCUCAGCCUGUAAUUGAAUGGAGUAGAAAUGAUUCCGCUUUGAAUCCAAAGUUGGAAAUGACCUCUGGAAAGAUUAUGUGGAAGAAAGUUGCUGGUAGUGACUCCGGCAUUUACACGUGUACGGCGAGAAAUAUUUUAGGAAAAGCGGAAGGAUUUGCAAAACUUACAGUGAACGGUGAGAGAAGAAAAAUAUUUACAAUCGAUGAUUAAGUCGGGUCACUUGUAGUUAUCAGAGAGAAACUGGUCGUGCAUAUCUUAUGCACUAAGAAAAAGACUCUCCUUGAUCAGGCAAUGCAAAAACACGUAGUUAUUGCCAACUCCUGCUUCUCUCUCUCUCUCUCCCUUUUCGUGCUAUCAGCUUUAUUUAUGUUAUCUCAAACAAAGUAUAGUUGUGAAUGAAAGUGAUCCUCGCAGUAAUGUGCACUACUUGGGCAGUAGUGAAAAUAAGGCCUGAAAAAAAUUCAAGCCUGUACGGGAUUUGAACUCAUGACCUCUGCGAUACCGAUGCAGCGCUCUACCAACUGAGCUAACAAGCCGUGAUGUUGGUUCCAAAUAAACCCUUGAAGUGAUAAAUAAGGAAUCGUUUGAAAUUUGUGUUGCCUCCGCAGUCAAGCCUCUUGUAUCUUUACAUCCGGGACCGACUUACGUAAAGGAAGGAACUAAUGUCACAUUACCGAUAUGCCAUGUGACUGGGUAUCCCCGUCCAACAACGACAUGGAGCAGGCCACUUGGCAAGCUUCCACACACAAGUGUUUACAGUUACCUUGGCAAUAUCAGUAUACUCGAAGUGUUCAACAUCCAGAUGAAAGAUUCUGGUAAUUACAUUUGUACCGCCUCCAAUCUUCUGGCUACUACCUCCAUGCAAACAUUCUUAGUCGUGGUUAGACUUCCUAACUUCACUAUCAGGCCUCCUGGAAAUGUUUCCUUGAUUGCAGGUGCUUCUUUAACGAUACACUGCAGCGCAACUGGUGACCCGCAACCGGUCAUUUCUUGGAAGAGACUUGGAGCACAGCUUCCUGAUGGAUGGAAUCAGUGGUCAAAUGGAUCACUUACAAUGAGAAACGUGACACAUGAAGACGCUGGUAUUUACAUGUGCGUCGCCACUAGUGGAGGGGUUUUAGAGAAUUCUGCAAUAAGCAAAGUUCGUGUGAAAUCAGGUAAGACAAUUGCAUGAUCACAAUUCACCUAAUUUUCGCAUUUUUUGUUGAUGUCAAAUCCAUUUUACUCUACUAGUCUCCUUCUCUUUUUCCCUUUCUUGUUUCGGCUUGCAUCUCGCGGACCCUUCACCAGACGGUAAGGCAUAUUCCGCACAGAACCGCUUAUGGCCCUUACUGAGUAUUUUUAAAUGUUGUAUUUGUAUUGAACUGCGUCACUUUCAUGUUUCAAGUUUUGCAAAUGUAAUGAACAAAUGAUGUCUUGUUUGCUUGACUUGCUUCACUCAGUUGCAUUACAAGAUUGCUCGACGCUGCUGAAAAAUGGCCACACCCAGAGUGGGAUAUACAAAAUCGACCCAGACGGGAAAGGACAGUUCAGAGUGUAUUGUGACAUGCAUACUGAAGGCGGAGGCUGGACUGUCUUUCAGAGAAGACGAGAUGGCUCAGUAGACUUCUCUCGGGGAUGGGACGACUACAAAGCAGGGUUUGGUCAGCUGACUGAUGAGUUUUGGCUAGGAAAUGAAAAGAUCCACCGACUGACAGCCUCUACACCCAGCUCCCUAAGAGUUGACAUGGAGGACCGGAACAGGUCCAAAGCGUAUGCCAAGUAUGACCAGUUUAGCGUUGGGGACGAGAAGUCUCAGUAUAAACUUGAAGUUGGAUCGUUUUCAGGAACAGCAGGAGAUUCACUGACAUAUCAUAAUACAAUGAAAUUCAGUACGAAAGACAGACACAAUGACGUAUCCGGUUCUAACUAUUGUACGAGAACUUAUACUGGAGGGUGGUGGUUUAAGAAUUGUCACUAUGCUUAUCCUAACGGCUUGUAUCAUGGAACAAAUGGGAAUUACUAUAAAGGAGUUAUUUGGUACGCAUUUAGAGGAACAAAAUCUCUUAAAUUUAUUGAGAUGAAACUGAAAACGACAUCCUAA